Cydia strobilella is the source of this 4204-nucleotide messenger RNA. RefSeq lists its product as uncharacterized. The coding region runs from base 838 to 1698 and encodes 286 amino acids. The transcript is spliced from 3 exons. Lineage: Eukaryota; Metazoa; Arthropoda; Insecta; Lepidoptera; Tortricidae. The record is from RefSeq and is a predicted model, not a curated record.
UUUGUUAAAGUACAUAAGGAAAACGUUUUCUAUAAUUUAGAAUUUUGACUGUUUUUUUUCGUGUUUACUGAUAAAGUCAAAUUGUGUUAUCAGUGCAUUGCUUAAUUAAAUACACUACGACAAUAUUUAUCGGCUAUGCAAAUUGUAAUCAAUAGAGAUAAAAAAAAAAAAAAACCUUAUCAAGAUACUUGAGUUCGGGGCGUGGUAAAUUCAACAAUCAUAAGUAUCCGUGCAUAUUACAUAAAGUGUUAGUUUAAAUAAUAUUGAAUACGAAUUGAAUUUAUGUGCUUGCUUGCUCUAAAAUAAAACUACGUAGUGUGCGUGAUGUACUAAUAGCAUCCCAGACGUUACACCGACUGUCGAUCUCAUAAAAUGUUGAUAAGAAAUUCAUUAUAAAACAAAGGGAUCCCCUGUAACGGGCUUAUCGGCGUGUGUGUGCAUACAGAAGCUACUACAAGCAUGGAUACCCCUGGAGAGAUAUUCCAAUCGAUAAUCAGACCGGGCAAGUCAAUUGCUUAAACAAAACCAGCGUAAGCGAGGUUUUCUGGUUAGUUAUAGUUACUACGGAUGUCGAGGCCUGAUAUACCGGUUGGUAAGUCUCUCUGUUUCCUCUUGGCUCGGUAUGCAAGGAUAGUACGUGGCCAGGGCACCACGCACAUGCGCAGAGGGUAGUAACCACACCGAUCAAAACAAGACACGACGCGUUUUCCUAAAUCAGUCAGAAAACAACAAAUAUCAGUGAAUACUGGAAAAACUGUGCUCGAUUUGAUAAAUAAGAUACUUCCAACAGACGCGUGGCGAUUCGAUCUUAGUCUAAACAAAACAGUGAUUGUAAACAUGAACGAACAUAAAAUCUUGGUUUUUAUCGCGUUUAUGAUACUCUAUUGUCUGUACUGCCUCAACAGUUGGUUCACGUCUGAGAAUGUUAUAGAAGAAUAUGCUCCAGAGGCGCUACCUGAUUUGCCGCAAGAAAUCCCUGAAAUAUUAAUACCUGAUACACCAGCUCUCAAGGAAGAGGUUCAAAUAAAAGCCAAAACAAAAACAAAGAUAAUUCCACUGUUCUUCUACAAUGCGUGCAGCGUUUUAGAAGUGUUUACCGAAAAGCCAGCGCUGAUCAAGAAAAACAAAACAAGAUCGAAAGAUUUAGACAACAGCAGUAACGCUAUAGCUGUCAUUGGUAUAACAGUAUUCUUAGUGGCUCUCGGCGUCAACGCAGUUCUAGACACACUGAAAGCCAAAGAAGAAGAACGUGAGCGGAGAAAACUGAAUCCUGAUGGGGAAAGAAGGCAAUCGUUGGCAGAGUUUGCUAAUAAAAAGCAGUUGAGACGAGAAUCGAGCCGAUUUGGGAUACAAUUGUUUCAAAUUACAGAAUCAGUGGUUAGUGGGGAGGAAAAAAGUAGACGCCAGAGUCGUCCGUAUACCCGUGGAGACUCCACCAACUCCUACUUGUCUGACAGAAAGGCUCAGACUGACGGUUCCACGCCUAAAGAGACAGCGGAACCCAGGCUGGUGAAGAGGCAAUCGGUUGCUAAGCUCUUUGGAGGUCGCCCAGUACCGAUGGUGCGGCGCUCUUCUUUCCCCGCCCUGCCGCUCAACCCCGACGUGCAAGCGCUGAUGCUGGGCCACCGGCAGCCAUCUUGCGACAGUGACGAUGAAGACGGGAAGGGACGACGUGUGAGGAUCAUACGGAGAUACUGAAUCUCUAAUAAAGCUUCUACGUGAAGUUUUUUAGCAUUAGCCCAUGUUCCGAGAGGCGAAUGUAUGGGACGGGGUUUCUCAAACAUAACUACCUUUUUUUCCAAGGUAACUGUAAACUUCUAUCUUGACCAAUUUGCAAUCACUGACGAGUUUUUGUCAUUUUUUUCAUUAGUUGGUUUUAGCUACAUAGUUGUGUCUGUAUCCUCAUUGAGGACCUUCGUGGACUGCAGCUUAGUUACUUAUAAUUUUAGGUCGGCAAUAGUCAUUUGCAAAAAAUGGGGGGUGCCCCAGAAAUGUUAAUGUCUUAUAAAACUUGUACGCGUAUUGACUUCUAGCUUUAUGCUCUGUUUUUUAAUCAAUCAGAGUUUUUUGUUAGCAAGAAUAUUUAUAAAACAAUUGUUUAACAUAAAAUUUCGUCAAUUACCUAAACAUUCAUACUUGUGACUGGAUUGUUAUUCAUUUGUUGUUUUGAUGAUAAAAUGAAAUGUAAUUGCUAAUUUUAUUGACAUAAAAACAUUCAACGAUUACGUGUAGGUUAUUAAUUAUGAGAAAGUGCCUAGUGCCUAGUUCUUGAAAAGUUUUAGCUAAUUUUUUUCAUAUAGAGCACUUUUUUCACUAGGCAUUUAUUAUCUUAUUUCGAAUAUUAAAAGUGUUAAUUAUUUUUAUUUCCUUACUUAAAAUAUAAGUAUCGAUGUGUGAUAAAGAUAGGUCUAAAACUUUCAAUAUGUAUAUGACAUUAGCUAAAGAAUUUGACAUAUCUCUAGAAAUGCAUAUUUGAAAGUCUGAAACUGAACUGCGAAUGAAUAAAUGUGAUAAACAAUUACCUAAACACCUAUAUGAGUGUAGGUAUGGGUAUGUCUUUAUUAGUAUGAAUUUAGAUAAAUGGAACCAACUUACCAAAGCUUUGACUACCUCUGGAUAUUGUUUUAAAUCUUCGUAGGGUUAAGAAAAACGUUGAGUUUUAGGAAAGUACUUAGUACAAUUAUCAUAGCUUUGAGUAGGUAUCACCAUGGUUCUUCUCUUUACGGUGUGAGAAUCUAAGAAUAAUUUAAAAUGUUCAAGAGACUGUAACUUCAGGGUUUAUUAUGAUGAUUCUAAAAACAAAAACAAGAUUACGCAGCGUACUAGUUACGUAGGCGAACAACACGCGAACGCGAAGCGGCGCGGCGCGGCGCGGGGUGAAUCAGUACUUUGAUACCUAUAGAAGUGUCCUACGUGGGCGAUCUCGUUGCGAACGUAAACGAAUUCAGCAGCUUGGGACCACAAAUGAAAACGCCUUGCGCCCGUCGCGCCGCGCCGCGUCGCUUCGCUUCGCGUUCGCGAGUGUUCGCCUACGUAAGACGCAGCGUCUAAUUUUAAUAACAGGGUGUGAAUUAGAUCAGGAUUAGAUAUUAAUGUCAUCAGUCAGUGACAAAAGUGAGAUUUCUUCAAACAAAAAUCUUACUUUUGACACUAACAGAUCACAGACACAUGAGACACAUUAGGUACCUACAUAACUAAUCCAGAACACGCCUGAUUGUCUGAUUUAUCUGUAACAUGUAAAUUGACAUUUCGUCGUUAGGAGUACCUAUAUCCUUAUAUAUAAAGUACCCAUGUACACGAAAGAAAAUUCAGAAAUGGACGUUACCAAUUUUAUCGGUAUGAACUUAUCUUUUAAAUUCUAUAAAAAGAUUUAAAAUAAUUCAGGGUAAUUGAGGCCGUUUGUGUAUUUAAUGUUUGUAAUAAUACAAUACUGUAAUGUAAGAUAAUUAUGAAUUCAUAUUCAUAGUACUUUUAUAAUCUUAAAAACUUUUCACCUGAUCAAUAUAUAUAUCUUUAUACAAUAGCAGAUGAUAUAAUAAUAGUACAGUCACCAUCAGAUAUAUCGGAGCGGCCGAGGCGCUCAAAAAUAUCUGAACACGCACCUAGCACCUUGACCUAGUACUUUUAUACUCUAAAAACUUUUCACCUGAUCAAUAUUUAUAUCUUUAUACAAUAGCAGAUGAUAUAAUAAUAGUACAGUAACCAUCAUCAGAUAUAUCGGAGCGGCCGAGGCGCUCAAAAAUAUCUGAACACGCACCUUACACACCACCUUGGCACCUUGACAAUAGAGGCGUGUUCAGAUAUUUGUGAGCACCUCGGCCGCUUCGAUAUAUCUGAUGGGGACUGUACCUACAGUAUGUAUUUAUUUUAAUGUAGACUAUAUAACUGGACUGUAACAAAUGGUAUACAAAUACAACUAUACAUAAUUGAAAAGGUACUGCUCAGAUUCAGAAUACAGUCUGCGUUAGGUACUGUAAUUGCAAUGUCGCGCCCGCGCCGCAAUGGUGCAGUCUGAAUCCGAACGGUACCUUAAAGCACAUAUUAUUCGUAUAUUACGAUGUAAUAAUCACAUUGUAGUUAUAAUAACCAUACUUUCCUAUCUAGAACACGCCUUUCAUUUAAAUACCUACCUUAAUAGUAGGUAAGUACGUCAAUAUGUGUUUUGUACUUAUAGGUACAUAGUACAUACAUACCUCUAAUUCCA